AUGAGUAUCAAAAAAGAAUCGCACAUUUAUUCUACAACUUCUGCAAUUAAUACAAUUUCGACAAUGACAACUUCAUCAAACGAGGUCAAAAAUGAAAACCAAACAAUCCUUCCAUUUACCCCAUCGGAUGAACUAUCUUCAACUCAAGAUUCUGUGAAUUCACGAAGUAACACAGAAUUAUUCAAGUCUGGUUCUAAUCAGUCUUCUGUUGAACGAAGGACCUGGGAGUUCAUUUGGGAGGUAUCUAUUUCACUUACCAGAGGCUGUUACUUUCAUUCCUUACUUUUCACAGACUUUCAUCAUAGUGUCAGUACAGAUUACAAUAGUGUGGGAAAUCUGAGCUCUCGUGUUACUUGUAAUUCUGGGAACAGUUCUACAGUUUGAGAUGCUACUUAUACCGCAGUUACAGUUCGCCUUCCUCUAUAAUUAUAUCUACUUGAUGACUGCUACAAUAAUCGUUGCCUUUGCUGCAGCUGUUCCACUCAUCGACUUACGAUUCUGGUGGAAAUUUGUCACAUGAAUUAUUACUGUGGUUAUUGCAGGGAUUGUAGUAGCUGUCAGUGUCAUCAACAGAUUCGAUGUGCUCAAAAGUUUUGGGGAGUUCAUACUUGUCACUUUCAUUGUGGAAUUAGCCUUUGUUAUCAUAUUCUUCCCUUUCAUAUUCUGGCGAGAAUUUGACAUACUCAUAAUACUGUGUGGAUUCACCAUGAUGUGGACAGUUAUUUCGGUAUGUUUAUCAGUCGAUCAUUUGAAAUAGAGAAUAGUAUUUUUUUGCAUAUGGAGCCGAUUGCAGUCAGUUUAAGGGCUCGAAAAUGUACUGAAUGAAGUAGAUAGCUGAAGUAGUUGAUGCACGUUUGGUUUACGAUAUUGAGGAAAUUUUUGAUCCCACGUAUUUCAAAUGGGAUAUAAAAAUGCUACAAUUGUUGCGCCUAAUGUUGCCCGGUAUUGCAGCUUCAUUUUACUUCUUUCGUACAGUCUAUUUAUUGCAGAUAGAAAAUGAAUGUUUCUCACUAAUUGUGAGUUCUCAUGCUGAAACUUGAAGCUGGUACAUACUGUUUACGAAUACACAGAGUCAUCCAUCAAACUGUCUUAACUCAAUUUAUUGUCAACAGCUACAAGUAAAUAAGUAUCAAGAGUUGCAUUUCGUUCUUUCAUGCCGUCACUUUCUGUACAACGUAGACAAACACAUCAAUAUUCUACGGUUACUGAACUUCACGUUUAAAUUUUUAUGCAUUGUUAGUCAAAUAGCGCAAGUAGCUCCUUGCCUCAGGACAGCUAACAAUUGCAGAAGAAUAAUAUCGCUUUCUGUAUGUUCACUGACAAAAUUCAACAACUGUUUAUCAGAAUCUGAAGGAAUGCCAUGUCAAUAAUAUGACUGCUUCGUUACUGAUCGGUCUAACUUAAGCUUAAUGUGAUUUCAUCGUAGACUAAAACAUUGCUAUCCCCUCAAGAAGACUCAUUAUCCGUUCUCAUAUUUGACUAUCAAAUUUUCUAAAUAUGAGAGAUAUCACUACCAUUGUUGGGUUACAAUUUUCCUUUAUAUCAUCAUAAAUAUCUUCAUCAAAGGAAGUAUUUUCUGCAAUGAUUGAUUCCGUUCUGUGAUAUUUAGUAGUCCAGAGUAUAAGGCAGGAUGAAAGGAGCAUUAGAAACAGAAUCAUGGUUUUCUUCAGAUAUCCACCAUUAAAGCAGAAUGAGUUAUGAGAAGGUUCAGUUUUCUAAUGUGGAGUUGCAGACAAUUAGGUCACACGCUGAGACUUCAAUAUCUCCGCCAGAUUCAUAUACUUGAAUGGUUUAUUGUUAUCACUUGGUAUUGUUUGCUUGCAUAUUCCACUUUUAUAUAUAUAUAUAUAUAUAUUAAUAUUUGUGAAUGACUGAUGAAAUAACAUUAAGCCAGUAAUAAGAUUUCGUGCCUUCACCAUCUCACUCACGUUAAGAAUGGCAUUAGGAUUUUUAUCAGUUGUUUGAUACUUCAUACUAUAUCCAAAUAGAUUAGGAUGUUUGCAUACACUGGACACGAAUACA
This is a messenger RNA of Trichobilharzia regenti, 2022 nucleotides long. The record is from the annotation of a GenBank genome assembly. NCBI's taxonomy places the organism in Eukaryota, Metazoa, Platyhelminthes, Trematoda, Strigeidida, Schistosomatidae.